CUUGACCAGUAGGAGAUGGCAGCGGUGGCAUCGAUGCGUGUGUCUGGUACGGAAUCAACUCCGAGAUUUUGCGGCGCAGUCGAUUUGUCGAAUCCCACGUGCGUAUUUCUUGGUUCUGCAUCUCGUGCCUCUGCCUCAUCACCAUGUAGCUGUCCCGUGUUCAUGACGUUUGAAUAUUUCGAUAAUCUAUGUACCAACUGCCGAACAAGCAGACACCCCGGUCAUUUCUCGUCUCUGACCUACAGGACAAAGCCUCACGCACCUCGACCACCAUUAACAAUAUCACGUCCUUCAUGGAGACACCUCUGGACCGCGGACAUGCGUUCGAAGCGGAGGAUCUUUGGCGUGAUUCAUGCUUCGCGACCACUAGUAAGCCAGUGGACAGCAUAUUCGGAGAAAUCAAUACCAAGCCAUUGAGUCCGGUAUUGUUUUCGACCGCACCAGACCAGUCACUUUUUGACUUGCAACUACCUUCUAUUGACAACAAUGUGGAAUCGCCCGCAAAGUCUGUCCAUGCUCAAAAGGAGUCUGUUGUCGCAUUCUCAGAUCUCAAAGAUGACAAAGUCGUAGAUACACCAGUGUUUGACAUGGAUCCCGACGAUCUUGAAGUAGUGCCACUCCCGCCGUUUUACACCUGGGAAGCUCGCGCCGGUCUACCUAAUGACGGCACAGCGCAGCCUCACUUUCUGUCUGAAGCUGGACCGGCCACCUUCGAUGCCGCUUACAAUUUCAAGGGCGAACAGGCUAUUUUGUCUCGUGACUAUGCUUUGCAGGCGCUUAAAAGCCUUGUCCUUGGAAGAUCGUCAAGUCUUUUCCAAUGGAGUCACGCAACGCGGGCAUUCCAACAGAUCGCCGGCAAGACGACCCUCUCCGGAACGAGCCUGCCAUGCUCUCAAGAUAUCAUCGACGAACUUUGCGCCGUCGGUACUGCUCUAGUUGUCUUGCGUGACUUUGCUGUGCCUCAUUGUCCACGAAAUACACCAUGUUCAGCUUUGGUUGCACUGCAAAGCUGUCUUUUGCAUAUCCUAGAUGCUAUUGAAGAGGCUAUAUCUGGCCAGCUGACCGAAGCUCGUACGAUCUUACAAUUACAAUAUGCAAUGACUCGACCACGAAACCUUUUACGACUGAUGGUCAGGUUGAGAACGAUCGUCAAAGUCUGCACUACUAAUGAGGCGAUCAUCUCUGUUGUGUCUGACUUUGUGAAUGAAAAUGCAGAGCUGGUCCCGAACUUUUGUCAUAUCCUCCGCAUGGUUCUUUCGCAAGUCAGUAUUCCGUGGCUUGAGCAGUUAGCUUGCGAUAUUGGAUUUCAUAGCUCCACAGACAAUUUGGCUGGGAGACCCAUAGAUGUUGAGAGCCAACAUAUCGAUAUGAGGAAAUUCUCCUUUGUUGAGCCCAGAGAUGCAGAAAUCAUCGAAGCAACAAAAAAAGCUCUCAAUAUCGUUCAAACGCAUGAUCCGAACAACGCUCUGGUGACAUGCGUGUUCGGGCACAAUGAGUCGCCGCACGCCAGCUUCGUUGAUCUGCAUCUCUCUCGUGCGCGCAUCUCUGCCAGAGCUGCGAAGUAUAAAGCUCGCAUGCUAGAAAGUAUCUCACAGCAGCGCCGUCGCCGAGUCGAAUCUGAAAACCCAAGAGCUACAAGCAACCCUUCUACGAGACCAGAUUACAACGGCGAAACAAACGCGCAACCAUGGCAGUUGGCCAACAUCGAUGAGCUUGAGGUUCUAAUGUCCCGAGAGUUAGGAGUUUGCGAAAACGACUCUUCCUCCAUCUUGGGCCGAACAGUGUCCUUGGCCUUGAAGCAGAGCUUUGAUGGCGCUGUGAUACAUGACAUUUUUCAAACGACACCGGCCCCAUUGGAAAGGUUGCGACCAUUCCUCGAGAUACAGCACCGUCUUGUCAGUGGCGUCGUCUUACGGCAAGUAUUCAGAGCACACUGUUUCAUGGAUCAUCUGAAACUCCAUCGCUCCUUCUAUUUGUUCGGCAGUGGCGACUUCGUCGCGGAACUAUCGGCAGCACUUUUCAGCCCUGAACUUCAGUCCGCAGAACGUAAGCGAGGGGCGAUCCCGACUUCCGAACAGAUUGGUUUGAGACUGGGCCACGGAAGCGGAAACAAUUGGCCACCGGCCAGCUCUGAGCUUUGUCUACUUUUGAUGGGUGUUCUCAGCAGAGUUGCCGGCAUGCAAGCGGAACAGAACAGGCAGCAUCGUCUGGGCAGAUUCGACGUGCAAGACGGGCUCAACUUCGCCGUACGCGAGCUACCAGAGGCUGAAAUCGAACAAACUUUAGACAUGCAUUCGAUACACGCACUCGACUUCUUGGGAUUGCAAUACAAUGCGCCGGCGCCAUUGGAUCAGAUCAUCACACCGGAAGCAUCGAAAGAUUAUGAUUCCAUAUUUCGAUUUUUGCUGAUAGCCAUGAGGCUUCUAUAUAUCACAGCAAACCUUGCCAGAAGUCUUGCUGAACCUAAGGGGGAAAUGCAUGAUGAUGGUGCAACACGUCCUCAAGAAGUCAUCAAAUUCACCCAUAUGGCUCACCACCUAGUCACAGUGAUUCUGUCCCAUUUUAUGGACGUAGGAAUUGCCGCGCCAUGGCAAGAUCUCCUCAAUACUAUUCAAAGUUUAGAGCGCGACCUCGAGUGGGAAGAUCAGCGUGGCGAUUACGGCGCCAGGGUUCAUGUCGGACUCGAGUGGCUUCAUCAAACGCAUAUCGCUUGUCUCGUUCGUAUUAGAGGCAGGCUUUUCAUGAGAAACAAGCAGCAGAAAAUACGAGUCGCACUUGAGCAUGCUUUCACAAGUGUCUUGAGCUGCAACCAUGUCUUGCAGGAGGCCGGAGAGAAUCAAGAGCUGGAUUUCUCGGUUGCCCACCAAAACUUCAAGGAUCGCUUCGAGGAUGUUUGCACCGUCUUGCAAGAGAGCGUAGACAAGUCUAUCACCAGCAAUCGCACGGCGGAGAUUGAAGAGAUGGAGGUUCACAGGAUGCUUCUCACUCGACUGAAAUGGCACACAUGAAUUUGGCGCCACAGAGAUGGUUAUCAAUGGUAUUAGGCUUAAUUACUCGCGCUGCAAAUCUCUCGAAAGUAAACCGCCAAUGGUAUCACC
Dissoconium aciculare CBS 342.82 is the source of this 3098-nucleotide messenger RNA. RefSeq lists its product as uncharacterized. Gene Ontology annotation, cellular component: centrosome; gamma-tubulin complex; spindle pole. Lineage: Eukaryota; Fungi; Ascomycota; Dothideomycetes; Mycosphaerellales; Dissoconiaceae. Gene Ontology annotation, biological process: cytoplasmic microtubule organization; spindle assembly; microtubule nucleation. Gene Ontology annotation, molecular function: gamma-tubulin binding; microtubule minus-end binding. The coding region runs from base 189 to 3008 and encodes 939 amino acids. The record is from RefSeq and is a predicted model, not a curated record. The transcript has 2 exons.